AUGAAGUUCCUCCCCCUCGCCACCGCGGUCCUCUCCGCAACGCACGCCGCCGCCCUCUCCUCCAAGGACAUCACCCACGGCAUCGACGACAUCACCGCCCUCUCCUCCCAGGCAGAGAAGCUUCUCAAAGAGCUCUCUCCCGUCAACCUCUCCGCCAACCUCCCAGCCAUCUACGGCAACCUCACCGACCUGGUCAACGUGGUCGUCAAAGACAUCAGAAACGUCGGCGCUUCCGCCAGCGUCGUCCCCAACAAGGACCAGCAGGACAUUUGCCAUGCCCUCGCAAAACUUCUCCAAGCGCAGAAGAGCCUUGCCACUACCGUCAGCGGCAAGGAAAGCGUCCUCCCGGCUAGUCCCUUGAGCGGCGCCCUCGUCUCAAUCAUCAAGAUUCUGCAGGGGGUAGUGGACAAUCUCGCUGCCAGCGUCGUGGGCACCGCGCCCACGUGCAAGGAAGCGGUCGCGAAGGCUCUGCAGGAUCUCGGCAGCGCCUUUGACCAAACCAUCGUCAAGCUGAGUGACGUGCUGUCGCUGAGUGCCUCGCUGGGGUUAGGUGGGCUUGCCAACGUUAAGCUUGACCUGGGGGUGAAGCGUCGCCGGAUCUAG
This is a messenger RNA of Ustilaginoidea virens, 603 nucleotides long. RefSeq lists its product as uncharacterized. NCBI's taxonomy places the organism in Eukaryota, Fungi, Ascomycota, Sordariomycetes, Hypocreales, Clavicipitaceae. The record is from RefSeq and is a predicted model, not a curated record. The transcript is spliced from 3 exons. The coding region runs from base 1 to 603 and encodes 200 amino acids.